This is a messenger RNA of Penicillium verhagenii, 2376 nucleotides long. RefSeq names its product ATP-dependent RNA helicase MAK5 (gene mak5). NCBI's taxonomy places the organism in Eukaryota, Fungi, Ascomycota, Eurotiomycetes, Eurotiales, Aspergillaceae. The record is from RefSeq and is a predicted model, not a curated record. Bases 1 to 2376 code for a protein of 791 amino acids. Gene Ontology annotation, cellular component: nucleolus. Gene Ontology annotation, molecular function: nucleic acid binding; RNA helicase activity; ATP binding. The transcript has 3 exons.
AUGGGCCAAAAAAGAGGACGCGACUCCAAGCCACAGGCUGGUGAGGCCAAGAAGCGCAAGAAGGGUGGUAAGGUCGAGGUGGUAUCUGAAGAUGAAACCUAUGGCGCAGUUGGCGUUGAUGAUCUCAACUGGAAAGAAGUUGCUAUGCCCGACCGAAUGGAAGAUGCGGAAGGAUUCUUCGGACUAGAGGAGAUUGAUGGUGUGGAUAUUAUUCGUGCAUCAGACAAUGGCGUGGUCCAAUUCAAGGCAAAGACAGGCAAAUCCCCCAAGUCUAUUUUAAGAACACCGACUGCCGAAGAGACCGCUUUUGAAGAAUGGUCAGGCUUCAGCGAUGGAGAGUCAACCGAAAAAACAACCGCCACAUCAGAGGAUGCUCCGAAGCCGAAGGAUGAUAAUAAGAAGUCAAAGCCGAAGAAGGAGGCCAAUGGAGGAAAGGAUGUCAAGGAUACUAAGGCAACAAAAGACACCAAAGACACCAAGGAGCCCAAGGAAGCCAAGGACACCAAAGAGGCCAAGGAGCCCAAGAAGAAAGACACCAAACAGAAGGACGGCAAGACAAAACAAGCAAAGCCUAUCCAAGAUGCCAAGUUCAAGGGCGGCCUUUCUUGGGAAGCACUCGAUGAAGCUGAAAGUGAUGAUGAGGUGGAUGUUUCAGCUUGGACCGAGCUUGGUCUGUCGCCUGAGAUCCUUGCCAGUCUCUCUAAGUUGAAGUUCAGUACUCCAAGCGCCAUUCAAAAGGCCUGCAUUCCAGGUAUUCUAGACGGACACGAUAUGGUUGGUAAGGCAUCAACCGGUUCCGGAAAAACUCUCGCCUUCGGUAUUCCAAUUAUUGAACAUUAUUUGGAAAAGCGAGGGAAGAAGAUCGAAACCGAUAAGAAGCCACCCUCAGCUCCUUUGGCCCUCAUUCUUUCACCUACUCGAGAGUUGGCUGUUCAAUUAGGCAAGCACAUCGGUGCUUUAAUUGAGAAUGCCCCAGACACCAACGCACGAGUUGCCCUUUUGACAGGUGGUCUGUCCAUUCAAAAGCAGCAAAGACAGCUUGCCACUGCCGAUAUUGUUGUCGGUACACCAGGCCGCGUGUGGGAGAUUCUGAGCACAGGAUCUGGCUUGAUUAGCAAGAUGCAAAAGAUCAGAUUCCUUGUUGUGGAUGAGGCAGAUCGUCUGCUCAGCCAAGGAAACUUCAAGGAAGUGGAAGAGAUUGUUGGCGCUUUGGACCGUCAGGAACACAACGAUUUGCCGGAAGGCGAGGAAGAAGAGGAAGAGGCGGAUGAGCAACUCAAGGCUCGCCAAACUCUUGUUUUCUCGGCCACCUUCCACCGCGAUCUCCAACAAAAGCUUGCCGGAAAGAGUCGUUGGUCAGGAGGAGAUCUGAUGGACAACAAAGAGUCCAUGGAAUACUUGCUCAAGAAGCUCAACUUUCGGGAGGAGAAGCCAAGGUUCAUCGAUGUCAACCCUGUUUCGCAGAUGGCUGACGGACUUAAAGAGGGCAUUGUUGAAUGUCCUGCAAUGGAGAAGGAUCUUUAUCUUUACGCACUCUUACUCUACCACCCCAAACACCGCACUCUCGUAUUUACCAACUCUAUCUCUGCGGUUCGUCGUGUAACUCAACUGCUCCAAGCAUUGGGACUCCCCGCUCUUGGUCUCCAUUCCAGCAUGGCACAAAAAGCUCGACUUCGCUCAGUAGAGCGCUUCUCCUCACCUACCGCUGAUCCUAGCUCUAUCCUCGUCGCUACUGAUGUUGCCGCCCGUGGUCUUGAUAUCAAGGGCAUUGAUUGCGUCGUUCAUUACCACGCCCCCCGUGCAGCUGAUUCCUACGUUCACCGAUCGGGUCGUACUGCCCGUGCCGGUGCAAUCGGAAAGAGUGUUAUCAUCUGUUCUCCGGACGAGGUCGUCAGCGUGGCUCGCCUUGCUGCCAAGGUCCACUCUCGAGACCCCAACGCUAGUACCAAGAAACUGCCUUUGGAGUCUCUCGAAAUCGACCGUCGCGUCGUUGCUCGGGUAAAGCCUCGUCUCGCAUUGGCCAAAAAGAUCACCGACGCCAAUCUCGCCAAGGAGAAGGUUUCUUCAGAGGGCAACUGGUUGCGUUCUGCGGCUGAGGAUCUUGGUGUUGAAUAUGACAGUGAUGACUUUGAUGACUCCAAGGGCAGGGGUCGCGGUCGCGGUGGUGGACGAGAGCGCCGGGAGAAGGAGGAUAGCGGAAUCACCAAGGGUGAAUUGAAUGCACUCCGAGCGGAGUUAAAGCAUCUACUUUCACAGCGCAUCAACAUUGGUGUUAGUGAGCGUUAUCUCACAGCAGGUCGCGUUGAUAUUGAGGCUCUGCUCCGCGGCGAGGGCAACAAGUCCUUCCUCGGCCACCUUGAUCCUUUGGGCUUCUAA